This is a messenger RNA of Paramisgurnus dabryanus, 1434 nucleotides long. It is a transcript of the gene sox7, whose product is annotated as SRY-box transcription factor 7. Gene Ontology annotation, biological process: positive regulation of transcription by RNA polymerase II; cell differentiation. Gene Ontology annotation, molecular function: DNA-binding transcription activator activity, RNA polymerase II-specific; RNA polymerase II cis-regulatory region sequence-specific DNA binding. The record is from RefSeq and is a predicted model, not a curated record. Gene Ontology annotation, cellular component: nucleus. NCBI's taxonomy places the organism in Eukaryota, Metazoa, Chordata, Actinopteri, Cypriniformes, Cobitidae.
UGCCGGAGGAAACAGUGCACACGCAGCUUCAGAUGCGCAAUAUACGGUCUCAUCGAAACUGAAGUCUUUUCAGAGGUCUCAUCUUCGCCAUCAGCUGCUCGUUCACAUCUCUUAUUGCUUAAUUACUUUUCUUUAGAUUUUUAACAGCGAGAGUAAAGCGCUAGGUCAAGCUCGCACCUGAGGAACAAAGUUUGAGAGUACAGUUUUGCUAAAGUUUGCAGUGCGCACAUGGCUGCUCUGAUAAGCGCGUACUCGUCCUGGCCGGAGAGCUUUGAGUGCUCCGCGGGAAACGGAGACUUACCUGACGGACACGCCUCCCACAGGGCUCCUGCGGACAAGGUGUCGGAGCCGCGCAUCAGGAGACCCAUGAACGCCUUUAUGGUUUGGGCCAAAGAUGAGAGAAAGAGACUCGCAGUCCAGAACCCAGAUCUACACAAUGCAGAGCUGAGCAAGAUGCUGGGAAAGUCAUGGAAAGCUUUAACUCCACCGCAGAAGCGACCAUACGUGGAGGAAGCGGAGCGGCUGAGGGUUCAGCACAUGCAGGACUACCCCAAUUACAAGUACCGUCCCCGCAGAAAGAAGCAGCUGAAACGCAUCUGUAAACGCGAGCACCCCGGUUUCCUCCUGACCACCCUCGGUCCCGACCAGAAUUCCUUACCAGACCCCCGUUGCUGUCACCCCCUUGACAAAGAUGAUGAGGGUGUUGUAGGUGGCAGCGGUGGUUUCGGUUCUCCUAAUGCAACUCUACCUGGCGUGAGGGUCUUCAGAGAUCCCGCAAGCUCCAACAGCAGCUUUGAUACCUACCCGUACGGCUUGCCCACACCACCAGAGAUGUCACCUCUGGACGCCGUAGACCACGAGCACCAGUACUACUCGUCCUCCAGUUCGGUUUCCACCAGCUCCUGUUCGUCCUCCACCUCUUGCCCAGAAGAUAGGCGACACACCCCGGUCCACAUGAGCAGUCCACCUCCCUACCAUCCUGACUACUCGCAACAGGUGACUCUACACUGUGGGAGCUCACAUUUGGGCCACAUCUCAAUGUCUCACCAGGGAAGUGGGGCGACCCUUAUCCCCGCUCCUCCGCUUUCCUAUUACAGCCCAUCGUUCCCACAAGUUCAGAUUCACCACGGGCAUCAGGGGCACAUGGGCCAGCUGUCACCUCCUCCAGAACAGGGACACCUGGAGAGUUUGGACCAACUGAGCCAGGCUGAAUUGCUAGGUGAAGUAGAUCGAGAUGAGUUUGACCAGUACCUAAAUUCCACAAGCUAUCACCCCGAGCAGGGUGGGAUGACAGUCACAGGACACAUCCAGGUAACGCCGGCUUCAGUUUGCUCUAGCAGUAAUACAGAAACCAGCCUCAUCUCCGUAUUGGCCGAUGCUACGGCGGCCUACUAUAACAAUUACAGCAUUUCAUAAAUAGACUUUGACACAGAC